UCAACUUACUAUUUACUGGACCCGCUAUGGCCGCUUGACUCAGGCUGAAAUACCCUUCUUCAGUUUUCAUUUGUUCGAAACAUUUGAACAAACUUUUCCAGAUAAACUUUCGUCUUUUGUGUAGUUUUUAUGUCAAGAAAUAAGGAUGCAACCCCCACCGAGAAAGGUCCGGGUCACCCAGGAGCUGAAACACACUCAUGCAGAGCAGAUGAGCAGAUUACACAUCAAGCACCAGGCAGAAUGUGACCUCCUGGAAGACCUGAGGACUUUUAGCCAAAAGAGGGCAGCUAUCGAGAGGGACUACGCCCAGGCCCUCCAGAAGUUGGCGAAUCAGUAUCUAAAGAGGGAGUGGCCAGACAGUCUGACAGACGAACAAGAGGAUCAGAGGAACAUGUAUUGUGUGUGGAGGGCCUAUUUGGAGGGCACGGUCCAGGUCACCCAGUCCAGAAUCAGCGCCUGCGAUAACUACAAAGUUCAGGUUGCCGAUCCAGCCAAGACGGUCCGGCUGCAGAAGGAGCAGCAGCUGAGGAAGUGUAUUGAUCAGCUGACGGUGGUUCAAGCUGAGCUGCAGGAGUCAGUGAAGGAGCUGACCAAGAGCAGGAAGAAGUACCAGGAGGCCGAGACGAUGGCACAGGCUGUCCGAGAGAAGGCCGAGCUGGACGCCAAGUCCAAGCUAAGUCUCUUCCAGUCCAGAUCCAGUCUUCAGAGGGCCACCGUAAAGCUGAAAGCCAAGAGGAGCGAGUGCAACUCCAAAGCCACCCAUGCCAGAAACGACUACCUUCUCACGUUAGCUGCCGCUAACGCUCACCAGCAGCGCUACUAUGACACGGACCUCGUGGACUGCAUCAAGGUGCUGGAUGGCAGAAUCUAUGAGCAGGUAAAAGAUUACCUGGUCUCGCUGUGUCAGACCGAGCUGGAAAGUUACCAGGCUGUCCAUAACACCUUCAACCACCUCUUGAACAGCUCAAAUGGGGUUCUGCAGGAGUUCCACCAGCAGCUGUUCGUGCAGAAGAACCUCAUGUUCCAGCAAGCUGCCGACUUCUUGUUCCAGCCCAUCGACUCAGAUACGGUGAUGCAGCUGCUGAAGGAGAGUGGGACGGCGGAGGAGCACAGUCUGGACAAAGAGGCCAGGAAGUGGGCGAGUCGCGUGGCCCGAGAAUACAAGAGCAUCAUCCACACUCAGAGGGCCCUGGAGGAAUUUGAGACACAAGAAUCAUCAGAGCAAAACAACAGUGAGCUGGAGACCAAGAUGGAGGUGGCCAGGCAGAGUCUCCGGAGGGCAGAGACGGUGAAGGUGAAGGCGGAGGCUCGUCUGGACCUGCUGAGGCAGGCGGGUGUCGCCGUUGAAACGUGGCUGAAGAGCGCCAUGAACCAGGUGAUGGAGGAGCUGGAGAACGAGCGCUGGAACAACCUCAGUACCCAUGAUCCUUCACUCUCCGGAACAGCAGAUCUGGAGCGAGAGGAUGAGGAGGAGAUGGAGGACAGCGGUGAGGUGUUAGAUGACAGCAGCUCCAGCCCCUCCAGCACCUUGAAAAACUACCCCCUCACCUGCAAAGUGCUCUACUCCUACAAGGCUUCUCAGCCAGAUGAACUGACCAUCGAGGAGCAGGAGAUCUUGGAGGUCAUUGACGAUGGAGACAUGGAGGACUGGGUCAAGGCCAGAAACCGCAGCGGACAGGUAGGCUACGUCCCGGAGAAAUACUUGCAGCUGCCUUCCUCCAACAGUCUACUGAGCAUGCUGCAGGCUCUGGCCGCGCUGGACGCCAGAUCUCAUUCCUCCAGUAACUCCACCGAACCUGAAACCGAACUGCCAACCGGCUCGGUCAACGGAGACUCCAGUGUGUCGUUUGCCAAGGCGCUGUACGACUACGCGGGGCAAACGGAUGACGAGCUGUCAUUCCCAGAAGGCGCCAUCAUCCGCAUCCUGAGCAGAGAGACCCACGAGGAUGAUGGUUUCUGGGAGGGAGAGUUCAACGGCGUUGUCGGCGUCUUCCCCGCGGUUCUGGUUGAGGAUCUCACCGGCGCCAGCGAGAAUGGAGACGGGCAGAGAGAUGGCAGCGCACAGGCCUCCCCCUCCCCUUUGGCCCAGUGUGACCGAUCCCCUCGUAGUCCCUUCCAGCCGGGGCCUCUCCAUAGCAGCCCCCUGCAGACGCCCACCAUGUCCUCUCCCCAGUCGAGUCCCUGCAGCGCCACAGCCUCUCCCAUAGGCCGACCACCCUCCUAUCACAAUGGACAUCACAGGCCGCCACCGGCGCCGCACAAAAGCCCCUUUCAGAGUCCAGCCCAAGGCUCACCUCAGCCUCCCAAAUACCCGGAGAGUGGAUCUGGCACCAUUCGACCAGUUCGUGCUGCUCCUCCGCCCCCGAAGCAGCAUCCCCGUGGGCAGGUGAAGCGGAGAGAGGAGGUGGAGAUCACGCUGGUGUGAAGACGAUGGCGGCGGCGGCGACAACUCUGUUCAAACCAGCUGGGACUGGGCGGCUCUGUGCCUCUAAACGCACUCCCAAAGGAAACCCGAGGAAACCGAAACCCCCUGAAGAGGCCUGGAGGCCAGGAGAGACCCUCCUCUUUGUCCUCGUGUCCUUUCACACAGCACGGCAGAGGGUUUGUGUGCUGUGGAGGAAUAUUGUGCCUUUCUCUUAACUAUACUCCUUUAAUUUCCUCUCAUCUUCAGUUGUGUCAUUUCUCACACUCCCUGACUCAGUGUUUGUCUCCCGUUUGACCGAUAAAUAGAGCCGAUAAUUUCUUUUGUACUCAGAGUUUAAGAAUCCACAUUGUCCACGUCGUCUACCUGGACAGGAAUCAUUUUCAGCCCUGAUAAAAUAUAUUGAUCAGUAUCUUCAAACAUCAGUCUUCAGUUCAAAUCCUGUUUCUGUUCUUUGCUACCCCUCAUAGUAGCUGAUAUAGUGAUAACUGGCAGAUCAUGUGACCUCUCGCGGUGUGAAACAGCGUCCCUGUGCAGGGCCUAAAACAGUACAGUCUGUUAACGUAAGGAAAGGUAACGUCGUAUCGUUCGCUCGUGGGGGCGAAGUAAAUCCACACAAAUCUUUCAGCUACGAAAACACACCAGUCCGACUGAUAACACGUUAAAACGAGAACACUGGUUUCCAGUACGGUCCAGUAACAAGGAAGCUAUCAGAGCUGAUUAGCUGUGUCGCACCGUCACCUUUUAUUUAACCUCCUUUUGUUGGAGUAAAAACUGCCAAGAGCGGAAAUAAUACUAAACAUGAGCGCGGCCUUCUCGUCAAACACUCAGACCAUCAGGUCAAAGAUCAAUACCUCCUGAUCAUGAGAUACAAAAUCAUAAUUAUGAGAAGACUUUUUUUUUUUCCUUUGGUGAGUCCACACAUAUCUAUAUCGAUGUCGUCUGCAAAUAUUAUUAAUAUAUUAAUAAUAACGGUUUCUGUUCUGCCUCACUAUAUCACUUACCGUGCGGCUCCUUCUCUUAUUUUCACAAACUGAUGUCGAGGGUUUUCACAAUUGGAUUACUUCUAUGCAACGACGUCACGCUCGGCAGGACAUCGCAGCAUGUUGUGAACAUGCUAGUUCAACACAAACCCAAAGUCUGGUCGUCUCCGCGCUCGAUCAAAGCGCCAGCAGGGACGAGGCUGGUCCUCUCCUCCGACACGCAGCUGCACACGGUUACGUUAACAAGGGAAAAGUGGCAAUUUUUAGUCGAGUGAUUGUUAUGUCAGUAGGGAGAAUCUCCUAGGAAAGUCGUCUCGAUCAAGAAGAAAUGGAUCCUUCGCCUUUUUAUCGAUUAAUUUUUAAAACCCUGCUUCUUAUGUUAGUUUUCUUUGCACCAAAUGUGGAGAAAUUCCUAAAGGGAGAAACGUAGUGCGAGCAUGCAUAGUCUAACUUUUUUUUUUCUUUCUCUCGUGUUGUAAAAUAAAGAUCUAGAAAUGUUGUUAUGACACUAAUGUAGCCAGUGAAGGCUGCUGGUGCCAGAGGUGGUGUGUUGAGGAGGAGGUUGCCGUGGGUGACAGUUUACACUGAGGUAAUGUGCAGUUUAAACAUGCCUUUAUUUUUAAGGAGGAAACCAUCCUGAGCUGCUAGCUGUCCAAUAAAAAAAAUCUAUACUGUCAUAGUGAAGCACUUUUUGAUGUCUUCUUAUUCCUUUUCAGUAUUGUGGAUGCUACGUUGUUUGUUCAAUAUUUCUUGUUUGACGUUUUGUUUACCAGCUAUAUUGGUAAGAUCUUUUUUCUUUCGUCAGCUCUUGCGUUAUUUAGCCUUAAAUAGCCAUUGUAGUGUCUUUGAGAUUGAGAUAUGACCUUUUGAUCGUAUUGUUUUUGAAAUACCAAUAGUUUACAGAGAGCUUGGAGAUGGAUAUCUGUACAAAUAAUAGCACAGCUUUUUUUUUUUCGUUUUGUUUGUUUAGGAUUAGGAUAAAAACCUAUUAAACCUUAGUUCAAUUCGAUCAGAGGAAAAGAGAUAUCUGUCAGCUGUGUUGCUGUGUUCUCGUUGAUCUCCUUGAGAUCUGAAUGACAUCAAACUUAUUUUUGAAGUUUGCGUUUACCCUGUUGUAUUGAAAAAGAUAGUCGUCAGACUGAAGUCUCUUUUCCCGAUAGAGAAGUUGUUGAUAAGUUGCUACUGGUCCUGAUUCCAUGUUAAGUCUGAAUCUGAAAUUCAGUGACAAACUACCCACAUUUUACAAUGUAAGCUCUGCAGAGGCUGCUGAGCGUCAUAUUUACACACCAGUGGAUGUU
Molecule: messenger RNA, 4703 nt
Organism: Chelmon rostratus (copperband butterflyfish)
Lineage: Eukaryota; Metazoa; Chordata; Actinopteri; Chaetodontiformes; Chaetodontidae
Product: F-BAR and double SH3 domains protein 2-like
Exons: 20
Coding region: 146-2425 (759 amino acids)
Biological process (GO): neuromuscular synaptic transmission; regulation of actin filament polymerization
Cellular component (GO): recycling endosome; neuromuscular junction
Molecular function (GO): protein binding
Source: RefSeq, a predicted model, not a curated record